Messenger RNA from Leptopilina boulardi, 1094 nucleotides. RefSeq lists its product as uncharacterized. The record is from RefSeq and is a predicted model, not a curated record. NCBI's taxonomy places the organism in Eukaryota, Metazoa, Arthropoda, Insecta, Hymenoptera, Figitidae. Bases 255 to 1094 code for a protein of 279 amino acids. The transcript has 5 exons.
UUUCUUGAUCAUCCUAUUAUUAAAAUUUCUGAAUUAGUUGUGUCAGACUUUGUAAAUUUAAAAUUUAAUGUGUAUUUUAUUAGUUCGAAUAAGAGUGUGCGCUUAGACAGAAGUGGGAGGGGCCCGCUGCGGUGUAUAAAUUUGAGGAGCGUGAGUUACGAGGACGCACUACUUUUACAGAUUUCGAGGUUAACACUUUAAGCAUUUCUCUAUUUAAAUUAUAUUUCAGAAAUAAAAAAAAAAAAAAAAAAAAAAUGGAAAACGAACAUAACCGACCGUCAAUUGAAAUUCGUAUAAAAAUAUACGACGAACAAUACGACAGUGAAGGAAACAGUAUUGUUUCUAGUAGUGACAGUGAAGCCACUACUGUUAUAUUCACCAAUGAAGAUCAGGGUAACAAUAUUCCAGUAUAUGAUGAUGACGAUAUAUUAGAAAAUAAUAUUAGCGAUGAAGAGAUUUCAGAAAUGGAUGCAUUACUACAAUCCCCAGAUUUACCAGCUACGGAGGAAACCUUUAAUAAUGAAUAUCACCACGGUUAUAUGGAGAAUCAAGAUGUUGAAGUUGAUGACGAUGUAUUGAUAAUCGAUGAAACCUUUAAUAAUGAAUAUCACCACGGUUAUAUGGAGAAUCAAGAUGUUGAAGUUGAUGACGAUGUAUUGAUAAUCGAUAUUAGCGAUGAGGAAGUUUCUGAAAUAUUAGAAAAUCCUCUAGACAACGAGAUUGACAUGUCACCGGAGCCUCCCCAAACACCAUCUCCAAUUCUAUCUGAAUCAUCAGAUAUUUUCACUGAUUUCAAUGAUAAAAGAAAAAUGGAAAAAUCACUUUCUCAUUCCUAUUAUGAUGAUGAUGAUGACAGUAAUGAUGGAGCGGAAAGGACGUUCAUCUUAAUUUUUGAGAGUGAUGAAGAUGAUUAUGAUAGUGAAGGGUCCACUAUAUCUGAAAGCUCUGAUGAUAGUGAGGUUGAUAGUGAGAUUGAUAGUGAGGAUGAUGAUGAUGAUGUAUCCCUCAUUGUCAGUCGGAUUAUUGUUAUUACAGGGGUGGAUUUGUUACAACUCCCCUCCGAGUCAUCAGUUACAACAGAUUCUAAAAAAUAA